GAACAGCUCCUAGAGAGAACAAGGCGUGCGGAGCUCGGAUCACCAGCAUCAUGCUCCUUGGGCUUGGAUCGUAGAUCCCCCUCUUUGAACACUAAAACAACUCCUUCGUCUUUCAGCGUCCCAAGCAGACCCAGCGGGAAAACAAGCACGUGAGAGAGAGAGGAAAGAAAGAGGAGGAAGACGAAAAUCUGCAACCAAGGGGACUAAAGCAAAGAAAAAGAGUGCUUUGCUUGCACAGCUGCAAAGUGGGAAUUUAAAGAGCUGCAGAGAGAGAAAAUCCAGCUCAUCAGCACAUACACAUUGCAGAAUUACAGAUCCAGGUAGAAAUGACAUCAACAGGGAAAGAAGGCAGCGGAGCUCAACAUGCACAAUAUGUUGGACCCUAUCGUUUGGAGAAAACCCUAGGAAAAGGACAGACAGGGCUUGUGAAGUUGGGGGUUCACUGUGUCACGUGUCAGAAGGUCGCGAUAAAAAUUGUCAACAGAGAGAAGCUCAGUGAGUCGGUGCUAAUGAAGGUGGAGCGGGAAAUAGCCAUCCUGAAGUUGAUAGAACAUCCCCAUGUUUUAAAGCUGCAUGACGUUUAUGAAAACAAAAAAUAUUUGUAUUUGGUGCUAGAACAUGUGUCAGGUGGGGAGCUCUUUGACUAUCUCGUAAAAAAGGGAAGAUUGACACCAAAAGAAGCCAGGAAGUUCUUCCGACAAAUCAUCUCUGCUUUAGACUUCUGCCAUAGUCAUUCAAUAUGCCACAGGGACUUAAAACCAGAAAACCUACUGCUGGAUGAAAAGAACAACAUCCGGAUAGCAGAUUUCGGGAUGGCAUCGCUGCAGGUUGGGGACAGCUUGUUAGAAACCAGUUGUGGAUCACCACAUUAUGCUUGUCCUGAAGUCAUCCGGGGAGAAAAAUAUGAUGGAAGAAAAGCAGACGUCUGGAGCUGCGGAGUCAUUUUGUUUGCGUUGCUAGUGGGUGCCCUGCCUUUCGAUGACGACAACUUGCGGCAACUGCUGGAGAAGGUGAAGCGUGGAGUGUUCCACAUGCCCCAUUUUAUCCCUCCCGACUGUCAGAACCUUUUGCGGGGGAUGAUUGAAGUGGAUGCCUCGAAACGUCUCACGCUAGAACAUAUUCAGAAACACAUAUGGUAUAUAGGGGGUAAGAAUGAGCCAGAACCAGAGCAACCAAUCCCUCGAAAGGUGCAGAUUCGUUCUCUCCCUUCCUUGGAGGAUAUUGAUCCAGACGUGUUAGAUAGCAUGCACUCGUUAGGCUGCUUCCGUGACCGAAAUAAACUCUUACAGGACUUGUUGUCAGAAGAAGAAAACCAAGAAAAAAUGAUUUAUUUUCUUCUGCUUGACCGGAAGGAGAGGUAUCCUAGUCAUGAAGAUGAGGAUCUUCCCCCUAGAAAUGAAAUAGAUCCCCCCAGGAAGCGCGUGGACUCCCCAAUGCUGAACAGGCACGGGAAGCGGCGGCCGGAGAGGAAGUCCAUGGAGGUUCUCAGUGUGACAGAUGGUGGAUCCCCAGUUCCUGCUCGCAGAGCAAUUGAAAUGGCACAACAUGGACAGAGGUCUCGGUCAAUCAGUGGAGCAUCAUCUGGGCUCUCCACCAGUCCUCUCAGCAGUCCAAGGGUCACCCCUCACCCCUCUCCAAGGGGAAGUCCCCUCCCUACCCCCAAGGGGACACCUGUUCAUACGCCAAAGGAGAGCCCAGCAGGCACACCCAACCCAACACCACCAUCCAGCCCCAGCAUUGGAGGAAUGCCUUGGAGGACACGGCUCAACUCCAUCAAGAAUAGUUUCCUGGGGUCUCCUCGCUUCCAUCGUCGGAAAUUACAAGUACCUACACCAGAAGAGAUGUCUAAUUUAACCCCAGAAUCAUCCCCAGAGCUUGCCAAAAAAUCCUGGUUCGGUAACUUCAUCAACUUGGAGAAAGAAGAACAGAUUUUUGUGGUCAUUAAGGACAAACCACUAAGCUCCAUUAAGGCUGAUAUAGUCCACGCUUUCCUCUCGAUCCCAAGUCUCAGUCACAGUGUCAUCUCACAGACAAGUUUCCGUGCAGAAUAUAAGUCCACAGGAGGUCCUGCUGUCUUCCAGAAGCCAGUGAAGUUCCAGGUGGACAUAACCUACACAGAAGGAGGAGAGGCACAAAAGGAGAAUGGGAUCUAUUCUGUCACUUUCACACUCUUAUCAGGUCCAAGCCGUCGCUUUAAGAGGGUAGUAGAAACCAUUCAGGCACAGUUGUUAAGCACACAUGACCAGCCUUCAGUGCAGCAGUUAUCAGACACCACUAACUGUAUGGAGUUGAUGACUGGCAGACUUUCCAAAUGUGGCAGCCCAUUGAGUAACUUCUUUGACGUAAUUAAACAACUUUUUUCAGACGAGAAGAACGGGCAGGAAUUAUCCCGAAAAGUUAACAUGUCAGCCACGGCUUCACCUUCUGUGCUCUGCGGACACUUGUUGACGGAAGGCAACCGAUGUAGACUGUCCAAGGACCAGUCCUGUUUGAGGUUCCCAGCCUCCCCUCUCCCUUCAGGAAGUGGGCUUCUCCCCCACUUUUCCCCAGACACCUCCCCAGUGCACGCCUGGUGGUUUUUUUUCUCCCCUCUCUUUUUCUUUUUUGGUGCUCCACAAGAGAGAUCUGCUCAGUUGUGGGAUUGCAGAGUCUGGGCUCAAAGGAGGUUGCAAAUUGUUGGAGUGAAUUAUUUACCCUUGGCAACUUCUGUCCGCGCAGGUGAACGCAGCCCGGAGAGGGAGGGUGGGAAGGAGACGGGUGUAGCGGGAGCGCAGUGUUCCAUGAAUCCAGAGCGCGUUCUCAUCAGAAACCAGCCAGGAGCAACUCAAAACUAAGCGUUGAACCAAGACAAUAUUGGGGAGCUUCAUCACGGGAUUUUCUUAUCUUUUUUUUCUUUUUCUCCCCACCACCUUUUCCUUUUCUUUUGCCCCCUUUUUUUAUAUAUACAUGUAUGUAUGUGUGUAUAUUUAUGUAUAAAUAUACAUACAUACAUAUAUAUAUAUAUACACACAAACUAAUUGGUUUUUUUCUACUGUAUCAUUUUGCUUUUUAACCUGCUGGAAGGGGAAAGGAGUAAACAUAGGAGGGAGAGGGGGUUCAAUGAAUAAACACAUACAAACAAAACAUUAAACCUUAGGGAAAAGGCAACUUCUGGUAGCAAAGAAGAGGGACAAGAUUCUGCCAAGGACUGUCUCUCCCAUCACCAGGCACAGUUGCCACUGCUGCUACUGCUGCUCCUCCUUCAACACCUUCCUCCCCACCUGUCAACUCCCUGCCACUGUGCCACCGCGCUGGGACCUUCUUCAACCAGCUGGAUCCUCCACCACACCCUGCAUUUAGAGGCAAUUGUUGUGUUGCUAGUGCUGCAUUGAUAUCAGUAUUAUUUCUUUAAGUUACCAGUUUCAUUUGUUGGCUUGGGUGAUUUUUUUCUUAAAAAAAAGGAAAAAAGAAAAAAAAAAAAAGAAAAAAAAAAGAAGAUGAAGAGGAGGAAGAAAAGAGACUUAUAUUGGGUUUUAUUUCCUCUGUGUGUAUGUGUGUGUGUGUGCAAAAUCACUGGCACUUAGUUCAUCAGAGCAAGACAAGGUGGAGUCAGGGCAAUGGGAGACUUAAUCACGAAGCUACUGUAAACUUUAAAAUUUACUGCAAGAUAUUUUUAUAAAGUUUUUGUUUUGGUUUUGUUUGUUUUUGGUUUUUUUUUUUUUGAAGGGGAGGAGGGUGGGAUUGGGUGGAUGGGGACCUUUUUUUUUGUGUUUCAGUUAUUAGGUCUUGGUUAUUUAUAUAUACAUAUAUAUAUAUUUAAAAAAAUAAGCUGUUAGAUAUAUCUUCUGUUUAAUGACUGUGUAGAGGCAACAUUGAUUCUUAUUUAUUUUGCAGAGGAGGAGGAAAAAGGACACAGAAACCUUGUAAGUGUUCAUUUUGUGACUUUGAGAAAGAAGAAUUGCAGCCUUUUUUCCUCCUCCUCAAGAAUUAUGUGACCAAGUGUAACUUAUUCUGGCCCAAGUUCAAAGGUUAAACAAACAAAAAAACGUGGUUUUACGCGUGGAAGACAAAACACAGUGAGAAGUAUUUCUUGACUGAGAUUUUAAGAAUGUAGGCUUAGCAUUAGUGUUCAGCUCUUUUAUGACCUUCGAUUGCUGCUCGUUGGGUUCCUAUGGGUGUAUGUUGUAUCGCAAGAUUUUUUUUUUAAUGAUAAUGUUGGAUGAGUUCUUUUUGUUGUUGUUGUCGUUGUUGUUUUUUUUUUUAAUCAUUUUACCCCUUCUUGGACCAGUUUUACUUGUACAUAGGUUUGAAGAUUAAAAAGAAUUUUUAAAGACACAACUGGGGCAAAGACCUUUGACUUCUGCCCUGUUUCCCCAUUCCCCCAAAUGGGAGGGAUUUAUUUUAAUUUUUUUUUGCUUUAUUUAUUUAUUUAUUUAUUUUCCCUAUUCUUAAACUUUUCUCUCUCGUAUUGCUGUGUGCAUGUCAGACACCAGGGGGUGAUGGCUGGGGAGGGGGGGAGGCAAGGGUGCAGGAGAGGGGGGCAGUUUUAAUUGCAUGACAUUGCUGUAAAUUAGUCUCUUUUGCUUUCGUUGUCUUUCCUGCCUCUGCCCUCUCUCUACUUCUCCUCCGAGCUCCCCUCCCAUCACCCCCGUCCUUCUUUUCCCUCUUUUCUCUUCCCUUGUGUAUAGAUUUUGAUGCUUCUGUUACAUUGUACCUCUACAAAAGGCUGGGAUUUCAAUACAAGAUAAUAAUAAUAAUUUAAAAAUACCUAUAUCAGCAAAACCCAUGUGGUACAAGCAGGAAGGGGAUUACUUACACAAGAUAUAAGAAUAAAUGAAAGCAAUACCUCUUGUUAUCCUUCCUAUUUUGUACUUCGAAGACACACACGCGCGCACACACACAUAUACAGACACAAACUGACAUUAUUUAAUGGUUUGAAAUGGACAAAAAAAUCUGAUGUAUCCCUUGUUAAAUAACUGUGAGCAACUUUAGUUCAAAAACCAAUAAAUUCAUUCAGUAAAGAUA
Oenanthe melanoleuca is the source of this 5004-nucleotide messenger RNA. It is a transcript of the gene BRSK2, whose product is annotated as BR serine/threonine kinase 2. NCBI's taxonomy places the organism in Eukaryota, Metazoa, Chordata, Aves, Passeriformes, Muscicapidae. Gene Ontology annotation, molecular function: ATP binding; tau-protein kinase activity; protein serine/threonine kinase activity. Gene Ontology annotation, biological process: protein phosphorylation; intracellular signal transduction; microtubule cytoskeleton organization. The record is from RefSeq and is a predicted model, not a curated record. Gene Ontology annotation, cellular component: cytoplasm.